Fraxinus pennsylvanica is the source of this 966-nucleotide messenger RNA. Lineage: Eukaryota; Viridiplantae; Streptophyta; Magnoliopsida; Lamiales; Oleaceae. The record is from the annotation of a GenBank genome assembly.
AUGGUUUCUUUACGGGGAAUAAAUCUGAGGCCUCGUUUGCCAUUGAAGCAAGCUUUACCAGAGGACCCAGAAGAAGAGGAGUAUCGGCCUUGGCGAAAGAAGCUUUUAUGUUUCUCCUUCUCCCCAUAUUCAGUCAAAAUGGCUUUCAAAUUCAGUUGGAUCUCUCUUUUUAGAAUAUUUUUGCUUUGGCUUUUAAUUGCAGCCAUUGUCACGGCUUGCCUUACUCUCCCCGUUGAAAAGUUGUUGAAGGACUUCUUAGUAUGGAUAGAGCAAGAUCUUGGUCCUUGGGGUCCUCUUGUGCUAGCUGUUGCAUAUAUUCCUCUAACCGUACUGGCGGUUCCAGCUUCAGUACUUACGCUGGGUGGUGGUUAUCUCUUUGGUUUGCCAGUGGGUUUUGUUGCCGAUUCUAUUGGUGCUACAAUUGGUGCCGGAGCAGCAUUUCUUCUGGGUAGAACUAUUGGGAGGUCAUUUGUAAUUUCCAAGUUGAAAGACUAUCCGCAGUUCCGUGCAGUUGCAAUUGCAAUUCGGAAAUCUGGGUUCAAGAUUGUGUUGCUGCUUCGGCUUGUCCCUUUACUUCCAUUUAACAUGUUGAACUACCUCUUAUCCGUGACUCCAAUCUCCAUUGGACAUUACAUGCUAGCUUCAUGGUUGGGCAUGAUGCCAAUUACUUUUGCCCUAGUGUAUGUUGGGACAACUCUGAAGGAUCUUUCUGAUGUAACACAUGGAUGGGGUGAAUUUUCAAAAACCCGUUGGGCACUGAUAUUGUUAGGCCUUGUGAUUUCUGUGGUAUUAAUAAUUUGUGUUACUAGAGUUGCAAAAGCUGCUUUAGAGAAAGCGUUGGCUGGAAACGAGGAUGUAGAUGAUAUCGCAUCACCACAAUUACCCAUUCUGGCCGACUCUGCUAUAAAUCUCCACGAUCCGCUUAUAAUCAAGAUCGAUACCCCUCAAAAUCACCAUGAAGUAUAG